This is a messenger RNA of Brassica oleracea var. oleracea, 1452 nucleotides long. Its product is annotated as WAT1-related protein At4g01450-like. The transcript is spliced from 6 exons. Gene Ontology annotation, molecular function: transmembrane transporter activity. Lineage: Eukaryota; Viridiplantae; Streptophyta; Magnoliopsida; Brassicales; Brassicaceae. Bases 151 to 1239 code for a protein of 362 amino acids. The record is from RefSeq and is a predicted model, not a curated record. Gene Ontology annotation, cellular component: plasma membrane.
UCUACCUGGUCUCUCUGCUUCACUACAGGAACAAGUUAUCAAAGAAGAUAUAGAACAUACAUUUAUUGAGAAGAGGGAGAGAGAGAGAGAGGCAGCUAGAGAAGGGGGCUUGAUUAAGUAAUUAACAAAUAGUUAAUUAACUUACUGAUCAUGGGUUAUAUCGAUGGAAAAUGGGCACCGCUGAUCAUGAUGACUGUGAUUCACAUGAUUAAUGGGAUGGUUAACGCUUUGAUUAAGAAAGUUCUUGAUGGAGGCAUUAAUCAUAUGGUUAUUGCUACCUAUCGUUUGGGUAUUUCCACCUUUUUCCUUCUUCCGAUCGCUUAUUUUUGGGAACGGAAAACAAGGCCGAAACUUACCAUAAGCAUUUCGUGCCAGCUUUUCAUCAGUGCUCUUUUUGGGGCGAGCUUGGUACUAUAUUUCUACUUACUCGGACUCACCUAUACUUCUGCCACAUUGGGAUCUGCCUUCACGGCGAUAAUGCCUGCCCUUACUUUCAUUAUGGCUUUGAUAUUUAGGUUCGAAAAGCUAAAUAUGAAAACAAAAGUGGGAUAUUGCAUCGUUCUUGGAACUAUGAUAAGCUUAGGAGGAGCUUUAGUUCUUACGAUGUACCAAGGCAUUCCAUUAACAAACUCUCAAGAACAAGCAUCGACUUUAAACCAUCUCACAAAACAUGCGCAUUGGACCAAAGGUUGUAUAUUUUUAUUCAUAUCAGUUAUGUUUUUCAGUUCUUGGAUGCUUAUACAAGCCAAAGUCAACGUGAAUUACCCUUGUCCAUACUCGAGCACCGUUAUUUUAUCUGCUUUCGGUACGCUUCAAUGCGCCCUUCUUAGCUUGAUCAAGACUAGAAAUGUGGAAGAAUGGAUCCUCAAAGACAGACUCACCAUCAUCACCAUAAUUAUAGCGGGAGUGGUUGCACAAGGAAUGUGUACGGUGGGAAUAUCAUGGUGUAUUAAACAACGAGGACCUGUCUUUACCUCAGCAUUUACUCCUGUCAUGCUUAUGUCUGCAACCUUGUUCGAUUUCUUGAUAUUUCAUCGUAUGAUUUAUUUGGGAAGCAUAAUCGGAUCUGUGGUGGUGGUGAUCGGUUUAUACGUAUUUUUAUGGAGCAAGAGCAAACAAAUAGAUGAUUGUGAGAUCAAUAAGUUACCCACAAACACCGUGGAAGAACGAAAGGAAGAGGAAGAUCAUACAAAUGUUAACAAAUUAGGCAAUCUUUUGGUUAUCCCCAUGACUCCUUGAUCAAAUCCUUACGUUCAACUAGAAGGACCGACAUGCCAUCUUGAAAAAUCACUAAAAAUAUGAAAAAGGUUUUGAAAUGUUCCUUUGAAUAUUGAUCAGAGGAUUUUAUCACAUGUGGUGCAAUGUUUAAACUCUUUGGAGUUUACUUUCCUAGGGGCUCAUUUGGAUAUUGUAAUAUAUUUAUAUAUAAUAAACGGUAUCAAACGUGAUGAC